This is a messenger RNA of Cladocopium goreaui, 978 nucleotides long. Lineage: Eukaryota; Dinophyceae; Suessiales; Symbiodiniaceae. The record is from the annotation of a GenBank genome assembly.
AUGACACUGCCACCCAGGUGUCGCACUGAAAUCCCGGGCAACGGCUUCCCGGGCUACAGCGGCAAGUCCUCCGACCUGGCGUGGCCAGGUGGCAAGCAGCCCUACAACUUGGAAUGUUGGCCCAAACGCUGGGAUGGUGCACCUUUGGCCUGCACUGAGAUCAAUGUCCUAGAAGACACUACGGAUGGCUGGCCUGGAAAAUGCAGAGGUCUUGUAGAAAUCAAGGGUGUGAACGGCACAGAUUGUGGCCAGGGCUCUCAGUGCGAAGGAAUCAUUCCCGACUGCUUCGUGCGCAGCAACUUUGUGCCUCGUUCGGCGCAGCGACUGCAGCAUGGCUCCAUCCGUGUCCUGAAGGAUCUCACGGGGUAUCAGAUCAAAGGCUUAACCAAGGGCUUUGACAACGCCGAAGGCUUCUUUCAGAAACAGGAAGAUGCCAUCGUCUUUUGCAAAAACAUGUGCUACUCUGAUAUCAGAUGUCAGUACUGGCUCUACGCUCCCAACUAUGGCUGCUAUUUGGAAGAUGCCUCGCAGGAGGAUGGGCCACCCUAUCCAUUGACCGUGCACAGCGCCAUGAGAGAUACGGGAUAUGCCAAGGACUGUGUAGCUGGUGAGUACAUUCAGCACUACUGCCCCGCCGAAAGCGUGAGCCGUGUGCGCCAGAUGCCGCUUCCCAUCCUGGCAGAUUGUGCGGAGCGUGGCUAUCGAUACGAGCCACCCUCAAUGUUCCUGUCACACAGGUCGGUAGAGCCCAACUGGGAGGCGUGCCGCUCGCGCUGCAAGCUCACCGUGUACUGCAACUAUUUCGCAUUUUGGCCUGAUGGUGGUUGCUUAGUCGCGGGGACCGACUCCCAACGAGUGGUGGCUGAAAGCUAUGAGGUGAUUUCAGGACGCCAUGGCUGGCCAUGGCUGGCCUGCAUUCAAACAAGGGCAGGAGGCGGAUUAUCAUUGAGGCCAAAAUGGAUAUAUGAGAAUAUAUGA